AUGUCCCGCGGCGAGCGUGCGCUCCUCCUCCGGUUGGCUCUAAUCCCCACACUCGCCCACGGGACGAGCUGCGAUCCGUGCGGCGCGUCUGCCUCCUACACCGAGACCAUCGACACAAGCGGUACGCACCACAAGCGAACCAUCGUCAGCAACGGUUGCCCAAACCACUACAACCUGUGCACCGGUAAGAGCGGCGCCGCGGGGUGCGGCGCCAUCGGCGAGGAGGGAAACGCGAGUCAGGCUCGCAAGAUCACCUAUCACAUGGACAUCCCCGCCUACCCAGUUCUCGCGACAGAGAACGACGCCAGGCCUGAAUGUGAAAAGGAGACCAUCGCGAUGUCUCUCAAUGGCGUGCCAAUCUACUCGGGUGCCGUGGGCCCGAGCGACUGCGACAUUCUGGACCUCGACGACGCAAAUGCCAAGUGGACCUCCUUCGACUUUUGCGGCGGCCACGCUCGCUGCUUCGGUGGCGAGGGUGGCGGCAAGGGCGGCGGCAAGGGCGGCGGCAAGGGCGGCGGCAAGGGCGGCGGCAAGGGUGGUGAGUGCAAAGGCGACUACCAUUAUCACUUUCCGCCGUCGUGCCUCGAGACACAGAUCGGCAAUCUGACUGACGGGCACUCGCCCCAGAUCGGCUGGUCCCUCGACGGCUUCCCAAUCUAUGGGAGACUCGGCCCUGGCGGUGUCACCAUGGAGCACACAGCGCAGGGUUGCACCGGCACCUUCUGCCUGGACGACUGCUCGGGCUUCGAGAUGGAGAUCCCCCGUCGCACCUCGCAGGAGAUCCCGGGCCUCGAUGAGUUCAAGUAUAGGUACUACUUUAAUGGCCCUCUGUCCGACCUCGUCUCCCUUCCCACAAACCCCAAGCCGUCCGCCUCCGAUUACCCCUUUGCCAUGAAGUGCUACCGCGGCUUCUCCCUCAUCGCCGCCGUCGCCAUCGCCGCCUCCGCCGUCGCCAUCCUCGCCGCCACCGUCGUCGCCAUCCUCCUCCUCCUCUAG
Molecule: messenger RNA, 996 nt
Organism: Emiliania huxleyi CCMP1516
Lineage: Eukaryota; Haptophyta; Isochrysidales; Noelaerhabdaceae
Exons: 3
Coding region: 1-996 (331 amino acids)
Source: RefSeq, a predicted model, not a curated record